AUGGGCACCAGUGACAAGCCCAGCACGGCUGAUUUUCACGGCAUCAUGGCAAACACGGCUGGCUGCGGGGCCUAUUGUUCUGAAGACUUCAUCGAGUCAAGUACUGCCAAGUACAAUGAUUCGGACUUUAUUUUGCAUCCACCAAACCCUAUGAGCUACUAUCCUGAACUAUCAAUUGCUUCCAACAAGAUUGAUCCCCAAUUCUGCAAUGUCAGCUGUGAUGACACAUCAGCUGGUUGGUGCCUAACCAGUGUGGCGGAGCACCCACGGACCGACUCUGAUGUAACUCUCAGCUACAUAGAACAGAUGUUGAUGCAGGACAUUGAUGACAAGGUCAGAGCACCUCAUGGAGAGACUGCCAUUAGAAGCAUGGAGGAGUCCUUCUAUGAACUUCUUGGACAAAAGUAUCCAGUUUUGCCUUACUUACUACCACUUUGUGGAUGUGGUCGCCUAGAGAACCUAAAUGGCAAUGUCAGCAGGCUUGAUGGACAAUUAUGCUGCAAUUGCUCUGUUUAUAUCAGCUCAGAUGAUUAUCACCCCAAUGAAAACUCACAAGCAUCUCAGGCUCCGUGGACUUUAUCUGCAAUUGUUGGAGAGGCAAAACAAUUCCCUCUGGGUGCUGAAAGAAUGGAAAUUGGUUUGAACAUCAAUGGCCUUUCAAUUGCCAAAAAGCCUAGCCGAGAUUAUCAUUCACCUCAUAUGAAUGACAUAGACACAAUGAAGGAUGCAUCAUUUGAAGUUCGAGGUCGAAAAGUUUAUCCGGGUAUAGAAGAGCUUGAUUUGUUAGAAGGAAGGAGAAACAAGCAGAUUGCUUUUUCCUCCGAUGAGCCGACGCGAAAUGAGGCGUUCGACAAGGUUCUGCUUUGCUCUGACCAGAAGCCCAUAGGUGAAGGUAUUAUUUCGCAACAAACCAUGGCAGAUACAUACACCAAGUAUGCACAUAAAGACCAUGGAAGAAAACCAUCUAGGCAAACAACGAGAGGUAAAGCACGGAAGAAGAAAGAGGUAGUGGAUCUCAGAACUCUCCUUAUACAUUGCGCACAAGCAGUAUCUGUGAACAACCAUAGCUUAGCAAGUGGCAUACUUAAAAGCAUAAGACAACAUUCUUCACCAAGUGGCGAUGAUACCCAGAGGCUAGCGUUCUACCUAGCAGAUUGCCUGGAGAUAAGAUUGUCUGGAAAUGGGAGUCAGAUAAACCGGAACUUCAUCACUACACCAAGGAGUGCAGCAUAUAUUCUAAAGCUAUUCCAUCUUUGUUUCACAGUAUCUCAUUACUUGAGAUCAUCAUAUUAUUUCUCGAACAAAACCAUCCUUGAUGUCUCAAAGGGAAAAUCACAAGUGCACAUUAUUGAUUUUGGCAUUUGCUUUGGUUUUCAAUGGCCAUCAUUAUUGAAACAAUUAGCAGAUAGGGAAGGUGGGCCGCCUAAGCUUCGGAUUACAGGUAUAGAACUGCCCAUGCCCGGUUUCUGGCCAGAUGGAAGGAAGAACAACACACAGCUGCGAUUAGUUGAAUAUGCCGGCAUGUUCAAAGUACCUCUUAAAUACCGGCAGAUCUCAUCAAAGUGGGAAUCCAUCUCCAUUGAAGAUUUGAACAUUAACAAAGGUGAAGUGCUCAUAGUCAAUUGUAUAAAUCGAAUGAAGAAUAUUGCUGAUGAGACAAUAUCCAUCAACAGCGCCAGGAACAGAGUGCUCAAUACCAUAAAGAUGAUGAAGCCGAAAGUUUUCAUACAUGGAGUUGUUAACGGAUAUUACAACACCCCCUUCUUUUUAUCACGUUUUAAGGAAGUCAUGCACCACUAUGCUUCACUGUUUGAUAUGCUUGAUAAAACGACUCCACGAGAUAACGAGGCAAGAUUAAUCCUGGAGAGGGAUAUAUAUAAAUAUGAAAUGCUCAAUGUCAUUGCAUGUGAAGGAUCAGAAAGGAUUGAGAGGCCCGAGAGUUACAAGACAUGGAAGUUGCGAAGCCUCAGGGCCAGGUUUGAGCAGCUUCCACUGAAUCCAAAAAUUGUUCAAGGAAUACAACAUAUUGUGAGACAGAUUUAUCACAAAGACCUUUUUGUCGACGAAGAAGACCAAUUCCUAGUGUUGGGUUGGAAGGGAAGGAUAGUCUAUGCAUUAUCCACAUGGAAGCCAAGUGAGUCUAACAAUGAAGGCACUGAUGAUAUUUGA
Molecule: messenger RNA, 2169 nt
Organism: Triticum turgidum subsp. durum (durum wheat)
Lineage: Eukaryota; Viridiplantae; Streptophyta; Magnoliopsida; Poales; Poaceae
Source: the annotation of a GenBank genome assembly